Molecule: messenger RNA, 1379 nt
Organism: Sorghum bicolor (sorghum)
Lineage: Eukaryota; Viridiplantae; Streptophyta; Magnoliopsida; Poales; Poaceae
Product: transmembrane protein 45A
Exons: 2
Coding region: 236-1123 (295 amino acids)
Source: RefSeq, a predicted model, not a curated record
CGGCAUGGCACCUAACGACGAAAGCUUUUUGCUUUUUCUUUUCCCAGUCUCGGAUCCUCGCCGAGAUCUGGCCACCCAUCUCUCCCCCAACCUCUUCUCUUCCCAGGGGCAGCAGGAUCGGAGUCUGCCUGCCGGCGCACAUUGCCUCUGAUCCACCGACCCCGCGCGGUCCGACAUUGCCGUGCCCCAGCCGGCGACCUGAGACCAUCUCGCCACCGCCGGGAGCCGAGACCAAAUGGGGUCCUUCAACGGCCACGUGCUGCCGGGGACGCUGUUCCUAGCGGUAGGCCUGUGGCGAGUAUGGUCCGCGGUGGCGCGCUUCGCCGCCGACCCACCUUCCUUCCGCGUCCGGGCGUGGUGCCCCCUCGAGCUCCCCACCAGAGCGCCCCGCCUCCUGGAGCUCUACGUGGUAGCCGGCGGCGCGUUCCUCGACAUGUGCCUGGAGCUAGGCGGCGGCGUCCUCGCCGGCCGCGGCGGAGGCGUCGCCCCGGAGUCCAGCCUCAUCUACCUCGAGCACGCUGGCAUGCUCCUCAUGUUCUUCCUCUUCGGUGCGCUCGCCCUCCUCUCCCAGAAGUGCACCAGGUACCUGCCUCUGACCGACGGCGAGCUGUGCCUGGUGGCGGCGACGGCGUUCACAUCUGAAUUCCUGCUCUUCUCCUACCACUCCGGCACCCACAUGGGCUUGGAAGGCUACUACCACCACCUCCUCGUCAUCCUCAUCGGCCUCUGCAUCCUCACCAGCGUCCUCGGCGCGCUCCUGCCGGCGAGCUUCCCCGUCGACGUCGCCGCCGGCACGCUCAUCGCGCUGCAGGGGUUGUGGUUCUACCAGACGGCGCUCACGCUGUACGGGCCCAUGCUCCCGGACGGGUGCGACCGCAACGCCAAAGGCGACCAGAUCGACUGCAGCAGCCGUGCCGCGGAGGAGCGCGCCGAGCAGCUGGCCAAUUUCCAGCUGUUUGGGGCCGUGUUCCUCGCCUUCGUCUACGUGCUUGGUUGCUAUGCCGUUGCAGCGGCGAGGUACGGGCACCCGGAAUUGGUGACGAUGCAUGGGGAACACGUCGCCGCCCUGGAGUGCCGUGGCGUCGGCAUCGGCGGCGCCUGUGCUGAGGAGUGCGUGGUCUAGUGGCGCCUGAUGAGUACAUAUAUCUUCAACUCUGUUCUUGCCUUACUACUCAGUAGCAAGUGCAAAACAUGGUGUGAUAUGUUGUUGUUAGUGCUGGAUCAAUUGUGAGAAAUUUUCAAAUGGAGAAUACUAGCUGGAUCAAAAGUUUGCAGGCAAAAUACCAAUCAUAUAGUCUGGAGAUCAAAUUCGGGCAAAAGAUGUAAAGAAAUAGAAGCGUUUCAAGAUGGAAUUUGAGACCAUGUCUCCUGAUGUUCUA